Messenger RNA from Harpegnathos saltator (Jerdon's jumping ant), 1135 nucleotides. RefSeq names its product Receptor of activated protein kinase C 1 (gene Rack1). The record is from RefSeq and is a predicted model, not a curated record. Gene Ontology annotation, molecular function: ribosome binding; protein binding; translation regulator activity. NCBI's taxonomy places the organism in Eukaryota, Metazoa, Arthropoda, Insecta, Hymenoptera, Formicidae. The coding region runs from base 134 to 1093 and encodes 319 amino acids. The transcript has 5 exons.
CCACCUUUAAAAUGGUCACUGUCCUACGCGGUUACUGGGAGACAUUUCUUUUCGCUCGACGCUUGAUUGUGUAGCGGCAGGACGAGGAAAUCCAUUUGCAUCGUGGAUAUAGUGUGCUCGAAAGCUACUCAAGAUGACUGAGACUUUACAACUACGAGGCACGCUUCGUGGCCACAAUGGAUGGGUCACACAAAUCGCUACAAAUCCGAAAUAUCCGGAUAUGAUCUUAUCCUCCUCACGUGAUAAGACUUUGAUUGUGUGGAAGUUGACACGUGAUGAAGCUAACUAUGGUAUCCCACAGAAGCGUCUGUACGGCCACUCGCAUUUUAUAAGCGACGUGGUCCUUUCAUCUGAUGGUAAUUAUGCGCUGUCUGGCUCAUGGGACAAAACUUUACGCCUUUGGGAUUUGGCAGCAGGUCGUACAACUAGAAGAUUUGAAGAUCAUACCAAGGAUGUCUUGAGCGUUGCUUUCUCUGUGGACAAUCGUCAGAUUGUUUCUGGUUCACGAGACAAGACCAUUAAGUUGUGGAAUACAUUGGCUGAGUGCAAGUAUACCAUACAAGAUGAUGGACACACAGAUUGGGUCAGCUGUGUACGGUUCUCUCCCAACCAUGCAAACCCCAUAAUUGUUUCCGCAGGCUGGGAUCGUGUUGUAAAGGUUUGGAAUUUGACGAAUUGUAAACUAAAGAUCAAUCACAACGGUCAUACUGGAUAUCUAAAUACGGUUACAGUAUCGCCUGAUGGCUCACUCUGUGCCUCUGGUGGCAAGGAUUGUAAAGCUAUGCUCUGGGACUUGAAUGAUGGCAAGCAUUUGCAUACUUUGGACCAUAAUGAUAUCAUUACAGCACUGUGCUUCAGCCCUAACCGUUAUUGGCUCUGCGCUGCUUUUGGACCAUGGAUCAAAAUUUGGGAUUUGGAGACCAAGGAGAUGGUCGAGGAAUUAAAACCCGAGGUAGUGUCUGCAACCAGCAAGGCGGAACCUCCUCAGUGCUUAUCACUUGCGUGGUCUACCGAUGGUCAGACCUUGUUUGCUGGUUACUCCGACAAUACCAUUCGCGUUUGGCAGGUUUCUGUAUCUAGCGUGUCUCGAUAAGUAUUUUGUAGUAAAAAUAUAAAACUGAAUUUCGAGACUAAA